AUGGCAUCGAUGCCUAUACGCCAAAAUCAACCCGCAAAGUCACCUCCGCAGACCCCACAGCAUCAAUUGCGCUCGAACAACAACUCCUUCGCCAGCACCUCAUCAGGCUCUACAUACCGCGUCGAAGAAGAUGCGAUAAUAUUUGAACUUGGCUCCCGAUGGCUCCGGGCCGGAUUCGAGGGUGAGAGCGAACCGAAAUGCGUGCUAGGAUUUGGUCCGGAUGAGUCGCGGAGGGCCGGAGACUACAGACAGUGGCUGAAGGGUACCCCUGUAGCAGACGACACACUGCCGCAACCACCAGCAAAGCCGGAUGACUGGACGAGACCAUACGAGCUGUGGAGGAUGGAUCUACGCGACCUGCAUAUCGGACUGGUAGAAGAUAAGAUUGAGAGGAUGUUCCGGGAAGCGUACAAUAAGUACUUAUUGACAGACGCGGGCUCGGCACGAAUGGUUCUCGUUUUGCCGUCUGUGAUUCCGCAUCCUCUGCUGUCCUCGCUCCUGACGACAUUGUUUAACCGGUGGAGGACACCCAGUAUCUCGUUGUUGACGAGUGCUGCGAUGGCCGCGACGGCAGCUGGACUGCGGUCGGCCUUGGUGGUGGAUAUUGGCUGGGCGGAGACGAUCGUGACUGGAAUCUAUGAAUACCGUGAAGUUGCGACGAAAAGGAGUACAAGAGGAAUGAGGUCAUUGAUACAAGAGACGGGUCUGAUGUUCUCGCGGCUCUUGGGCGGAGAUUCGCAGUCCGACACGAUUUCAGUGGAUUUUGAGUUUUGUGAAGAGGUCGCCAGUCGGUUCCUGUGGUGCAAGCCUUCAAAGUCUAGCAGGCAGGAAACAGGCGAUUUGAUGGCGGACAUUCUAGACAAGCCCGUGUCUAUACCAUCUCCGUCAAACCCCGGAUCUUUUGACAUUGAGCUCCCAUUCUCUAAGCUUACGGAGCCAGUGGAAAAGGUUCUCUUCGCCCAAGGCGUGCCUGAUAGCGACCUAGACGACGAGGAAAAGCCGAUUUCGCUAUUGGUAUACAACGCACUCUUAAACCUCCCGCCCGACGCGCGCGGUAUAUGCAUGUCGCGCAUCGUCUUUGUGGGCGGCGGAGCCAACAUCGCAGGCGUCCGCAGCCGGAUCCUUGACGAAGUCGCCUACUUAAUCGAGCAGUACGGCUGGAGUCCAGUCCGCGGCAGAGUCAUCGACCAACAAACCCAGAAACUGCAGAACCUCAAGCUAUCACAAGCAGCAACAACCCGCGAAACCUCCGAAAGCCAACCCAAAACCAAACCCGAACCCACAACCGAUACGGAUUCUGAAACCGCAGACGAAGCGGACUCUGCAGAAGCAGGUCCAGACACACCCGCAUCAGAAGAACCAGAGGUCGAAAUCGACCCAAUCGAACAGAAGGUUAUCCGCACGCGCGAGAAAGACAUCCCACCCGUUCAAGGCAUCCUCCGGGAAGUCGAGUCGCUUGGUCCUUGGGCAGGCGCUAGUCUAGUUACUGGCCUCAAGGUCCGCGGAUUGGUGGAGAUUGAGCGCGAAAAGUACCUCCAACAUGGCCUUGCGGGCGCUAGUCGAGACUUGGACCAUGGCCACCAUAGAGAUAGGGAGCAUGGAAUUCCGGACCGGAGGUCUUUGAGGGCGGGCGAUCGGUCCAGCUGGACUUUGGCGGGGUGGGGGUAA
Molecule: messenger RNA, 1668 nt
Organism: Aspergillus mulundensis
Lineage: Eukaryota; Fungi; Ascomycota; Eurotiomycetes; Eurotiales; Aspergillaceae
Product: putative actin-related protein RO7
Exons: 1
Coding region: 1-1668 (555 amino acids)
Biological process (GO): microtubule-based movement
Source: RefSeq, a predicted model, not a curated record